CCCAGUAAACAAAGAGCUAAAGGAUCCGAAUUCUUCUCAUUUACAAUCCAAGAGGAAGUACAGAAAAUAGAAGCUUUGUGCUUUUCACCAAAAAAACAUAAAGGCAAUGUUGUAAGCAGAGUCGAAAGUGGACUACCAUGCAAACUCACAAAGUUUUCUUUUCACAAAACAGAAGACAAUGUAAAUUGGGUGAACACAGCUACACAAAUCAACGAUGCCUUAGAAGCAACACUUGAUUUUUGUCGCGAAGCCAAUGAUAACAAAACACCAGUGGCAAACACAAAGGACGUUGAUAAUAUUCAAGUUAUCAAGGUAUCACAGUUCAUGGCAUGGUUGUUUUUGGAGAUAACAAGGCAGAACCUGUCCCUAACAAAACUGAUCUUAUCAAAAAGGAAGGAUCCUUGUGCACGAAUUCGGAACUAUGCCGAUCACAAUUUGGAACAAACAAAUUGA
This is a messenger RNA of Porites evermanni, 453 nucleotides long. The record is from the annotation of a GenBank genome assembly. NCBI's taxonomy places the organism in Eukaryota, Metazoa, Cnidaria, Anthozoa, Scleractinia, Poritidae.